CACCUCCACAAAACCAAGAACCAUGUUCUGCUCGCCUUUGCUUCUUCAGGACCUGGUGCCUAACGCGGGCUGGAAGCUCACUAGAUCCUUCACGGAUGACUGCCUCAAUGACUUUUAAAGCAGGUCAAGUUGAGACCGGCUUCCCAAUAAGAGAAGCCGAGAUGCCGCGCCAAUUCCCCAAGCUGAACAUCUCCGAGGUGGAUGAGCAGGUGCGGCUGCUGGCUGAGAAGGUGUUCGCUAAAGUGCUCCGCGAAGAGGACAGCAAGGAUGCCCUGUCCCUCUUCACCGUGCCCGAGGACUGCCCCAUCGGGCAGAAGGAGGCCAAGGAGAGGGAGCUGCAGAAGGAGCUGGCCGAGCAGAAGUCCUUGGAGACGGCGAAAAGAAAGAAAAGUUUCAAGAUGAUUCGGUCCCAGUCCCUGUCUCUACAAAUGCCGACGCAGCAGGAUUGGAAGGGCCCCCCGACGGCCAGCCCGGCCAUGUCUCCCGCAACCCCUGUGGUCGCUGGGGCUGCUUCCCAGCCCGCGCCAGUGCCCUAUGCCAUGCCCGAGUACCAGCGGGUCACCAUCAGCGGCGACUACUGUGCCGGGAUCACCGUGGAGGACUACGAGCAGGCUGCCAAAAGCCUGGCCAAGGCCCUCAUGAUCCGGGAGAAGUACGCACGGCUCGCCUACCACCGUUUCCCGCGGACCACAGCACAAUACCUGGGCCACCGGCGCCCGGACGUCGCCCCUCCUGAAGAUGGCCUCCCAGACUUCCACCCUCCCCCACGGCCCCAGGAGGACCCGUACUGCCUGGACGAUGCACCCCCCAACCUGGGCUACUUGGUCCGCAUGCAAGGGGGCAUCCUGUUCGUGUAUGACAGCAAGAAGAUGCUGGAGCGCCAGGAGCCCCACAGCCUGCCCUACCCUGACCUGGAGACCUACACGGUGGACAUGAGCCACAUCCUGGCUCUCAUCACCGACGGCCCCACGAAAACCUAUUGUCACCGGCGACUGAACUUUCUGGAAUCCAAGUUCAGCCUUCACGAGAUGUUAAAUGAGAUGUCUGAGUUCAAAGAGUUGAAGAGUAACCCCCACCGAGACUUCUAUAACGUGAGAAAGGUGGACACGCACAUCCACGCGGCGGCCUGCAUGAACCAGAAGCACUUGCUGCGCUUCAUCAAGCACACGUACCAGACGGAGCCCGACAGGACGGUGGCCGAGAAGCGAGGCCGGAAGAUCACCCUGCGGCAGGUGUUCGACAGCCUGCACAUGGACCCCUAUGACCUCACUGUGGACUCGCUGGACGUGCACGCGGGCCGGCAGACGUUCCAUCGCUUUGACAAGUUCAACUCCAAAUACAACCCCGUGGGGGCCAGCGAGCUGCGGGACCUGUAUUUGAAAACGGAAAACUACCUGGGGGGAGAGUACUUCGCUCGGAUGGUCAAGGAGGUGGCCCGGGAGCUGGAGGAGAGCAAGUACCAGUACUCAGAGCCGCGACUCUCCAUCUACGGCCGCAGCCCGGAGGAGUGGCCCAACCUGGCCCGCUGGUUUAUCCAGCACAAGGUCUACUCGCCCAACAUGCGCUGGAUCAUCCAGGUGCCCCGGAUCUAUGACAUAUUUAGGUCGAAGAAGCUGCUGCCGAACUUUGGGAAGAUGCUGGAGAACAUCUUCCUGCCCCUUUUCAAGGCCACGAUCGACCCUCAAGAUCACCGAGAGCUUCACCUCUUCCUGAAAUACGUGACAGGGUUUGACAGCGUGGAUGACGAGUCCAAGCACAGUGACCACAUGUUCUCGGACAAGAGCCCCAGCCCAGACAUCUGGACCAGCGAGCAGAACCCGCCCUACAGCUACUACCUGUACUACAUGUACGCCAACAUCAUGGUGCUCAACAACCUCCGCAGGGAGCGAGGCCUGGGCACAUUCCUGUUCCGGCCACACUGUGGCGAGGCCGGCUCCAUCACGCACCUGGUGUCCGCCUUCCUCACUGCCGACAACAUUUCCCACGGGCUGCUCCUCAAGAAGAGUCCGGUCCUGCAGUACCUCUACUACCUUGCCCAGAUCCCCAUCGCCAUGUCGCCCCUCAGCAACAACAGUCUGUUCCUUGAGUACUCCAAGAACCCUCUGCGGGAGUUCCUGCACAAGGGGCUGCACGUUUCCCUGUCCACGGACGACCCCAUGCAGUUCCACUACACGAAGGAAGCUCUGAUGGAAGAAUAUGCCAUCGCAGCUCAAGUGUGGAAGCUGAGCACGUGCGACCUGUGUGAGAUCGCCAGGAACAGUGUGCUGCAGAGUGGCCUCUCACAUCAGGAAAAGCAAAAGUUUCUGGGACAAAAUUAUUACAAAGAAGGACCCGAAGGAAACGAUAUUCGGAAGACGAACGUGGCUCAGAUCCGCAUGGCAUUCCGAUAUGAGACCUUGUGCAACGAGCUCAGCUUCCUGUCCGACGCCAUGAAGUCGGAAGAGAUCACGGCCCUGGCCAAGUAGGCCCGGCCCUCGGCCUGCGUCUUAACUCUGUGGUUCAGUUUCAGGUCUGCUGUGGCCAGCAGUGGUUGAGACACCGAAUGAGGACUCUGCUCUCUGGGACUAGUGAUGUUGGCUGCUGUGUCCACUUUGAGAUCUGCCAUGCCCACUCCUGAUGCCAUUUCUGGCUGAGAUGGUGACUUCUUGGGGAAGUCUAGGAGCUGGGCACUUGCCUCUACUUGUUGCUAACUUUCCAAAUAGUCCUCCUGAAACCCACCACUGCUUGAAUGAUUGGGCCCAGGGUUUUCCACAGGACACGGCCAAGUGAUACACGGUCUGUGUGGUUUUCUGCCACGCUGUCCCCACUCCAGGCCCUGCAGGCUAAUUGGAAGUUGUUCAUUCCAGCCUCUGGCUGCCUUAAAGCCCAUCUCAAAGCUCCCUUUCAUAAAGGGGCUACUUGGAAAGAAUUAAAAGAGAAGGUUCCCUUCUUAAACAUUUGUGUUUUUUUAAA
Messenger RNA from Lepus europaeus (European hare), 2952 nucleotides. RefSeq names its product adenosine monophosphate deaminase 3 (gene AMPD3). Lineage: Eukaryota; Metazoa; Chordata; Mammalia; Lagomorpha; Leporidae. Gene Ontology annotation, molecular function: AMP deaminase activity. Gene Ontology annotation, cellular component: cytosol. The coding region runs from base 96 to 2465 and encodes 789 amino acids. The transcript has 15 exons. The record is from RefSeq and is a predicted model, not a curated record. Gene Ontology annotation, biological process: AMP metabolic process; IMP salvage.